AUGCCUCGCGCAGAAGCCGGUUCCACCAAAGCAAUCAGCAACAAGCUCAAGUCCCGCGGACUUACACGCUUACGCUGGUACUGCCAGCCCUGCGAAAAGGCCUGCCGCGACGAAAACGGCUUCAAAUGCCACGUCCAAUCCGAAUCGCACGUGCGGCAAAUGCUGCUCAUCGGCGAGAACUCCAAAGGCACUAUUGACAAAUACUCAUCCGAAUUCCAGCGCGAGUUCGUUGAGCUGCUACGCACCACCCACGGAGAAAAGAAAGUGCAUGUGAACCAUUUUUAUCAGCAGGUUAUUAGUAAUAAGUCUCAUGUGCAUAUGAAUGCGACGAAAUGGACCAGUUUGACGCAGUUUGCGGCGCAUCUAGGGAGGGAGGGGAUUGUGAGGUGCGAGGAGACGGAAAAGGGGUUGUUUAUUUCGUGGGUUGAUAAUAGGCCGGAAACGCUGAAGAAGAGGGAGGCGGUUAUGAAGAAGGAGAGGCAGGAUAAGGGGGAUGAGGAGAGGGAGCAGAGGUUGAUUCAGCAGCAGAUUGAGAGGGCACGGAAAGCGGAAAUGGCCAAGGCUGCUGCUGCUGUUGAUAAGGCUGAAGGCGGUAGUGGGGAGGAGUCGGAGGAGAAGGGGAUAUUGGAGAGGAAGGAGGGUGAAAAGGUUAAACUCAGUUUUGGCGCGAAGUCUGCAUCUCAAUCACCGCCAGUUGAUGAUGAAAAGCCUGAAGAAAAGCCUGAAGCAGCAGCAGCAAAAACAUCAAUCUCAUUCUCAUCGUCUACAACCAAGCCGAAGAAUAUAUUCGCCACCAAACCAAGCGCCGUCAAACCGUCAAAUGCAUUCGCAUCCGUCAAGAAAUCUGCCUUUGUCCCGCAGCAACAAAAAGUCUCGCAGCAGGAAAUGAUUAUGAGAAGGGAAAUGGAGGCGAUGGAGGCGAAGAAGCGCAAAUUUGCAGGAAAUGUUGUUGCAGGAGGGAAUGUGUUUGAUGCGGGGAAGAAGCAGAGGGUUUCUUGA
Molecule: messenger RNA, 999 nt
Organism: Talaromyces amestolkiae
Lineage: Eukaryota; Fungi; Ascomycota; Eurotiomycetes; Eurotiales; Trichocomaceae
Exons: 1
Coding region: 1-999 (332 amino acids)
Biological process (GO): DNA damage response; DNA replication
Cellular component (GO): nucleus
Molecular function (GO): double-stranded DNA binding
Source: RefSeq, a predicted model, not a curated record